AUGGUGAGAACGCGGGACGACGAUGGCCCCUUGUUCUUCAGGGACGGCAUAGUUUACCGGGAAUGGGGUUAUCGCCUGGCACUUCUUGAGACAUAUCCCGUCGCAGAAUUAUAUUUCGAGAAGGCGAUUCAGCAGGGUCAGCAUAAUGAUCUCAGGACGUACCUGGGUCUCGCUCAGACACAGCUUCAUUAUGCCAGGUUCAACAGGGCGAUGAUCACCACUGAGAAAUGCAUACAAAUAGAUCCAACUCAUUCCUACGUGAAGGACAUACAGUUGCAGACGCUAUUUUCCAUCGGCGAGUUCGAGUACAGUUUGGUGCAUGCACAUCAAGGCUUUCAGAAGUAUCCAACCACGUUCUUGGAGCAUGGAAUACUGCAAGGCCAGGAGACCAUCGAGGACUGCAUCGGCACAGAUACCGCUCCUCAAGCACUCCAACUUCUCUACCCCUGGAUAAACGAGCUCCAGGAGUACCGAGCGUUGCUGAUCGAGAAGCUCAAAGAGGAAGUGGACGAGCUUGCAGGGAUAGAGGAGGAGCAGUCGAAGUUCAAGGUGAACGAUCCUAAAGCCCGAGCGGAAGCUGAGUUUAAAAGCCAACAGAGUAUCCUUGCGCAUAUGUAUCUCGGUUACUUGGCACACGAUAAGGAAUUUCUGCAAAACUUGUCCGAGAAUCCAGAGAAACUGCAGUCCCCGAACAAAGAUAGCUCCGCGUACCUUCAUUCUUUGGUGACGAGGAACUAUAAAAGGGGUGUCCGCAGGCAGAAUGUUUUGCGAAUGCGACGGCCACUAUACGUAAUGAUAUUCAGGCUCAGAGCCUUGCCUCCUAGCUUCAAGAGAAAACUCGAAGACGAGAGAAGAUUGAAAAGGCACAUUAUCAUCGUCGAGGCUGACUUCCUGUUGCGUCGCUUGCACGAAAUUAGGAUGCGAAAAGAUUACAUCACGUUCUUCGGAAUGGUGGACCGCGUGAAGGACAAGUUUGAUUCGUACUCAUUGAAGAUGUUCCCACUCAGAGAGAAGUGUCUGAACGUACUCUACAACAUGGUUGCAUGGACCUACAUAGAUACCCGCGAUUUGUCGAAGAUACGUGACAGGAAACUCAAGAAAACGUACCUAAGACAUCAUCUGGGAAUUCGAGUGGCUGAACUACCACGAGACACUGACAUCGGUUGGAUAAGAAGCUCUGAUAGGAAAGAAGCUCUUAAGAACUAUCGCAGGUCCUCCUUCAGAUUAUUCCUUUUAUCGUUUCUUCCUCUUCUUAUCCACCUUUGAAAUCUCGCUUUUGUAAACACCUCUAUUCGAUUAUCGGAAAAUUCGAUUUACGCGUUGAAAUUAAUAUCACAGGAGAUUAGCCAUGGCGUCAGAGCCUCUGGAGCUAGCCUGGCUUUUCCACGAGCUCUCCAAAUAUCUAAUCGACAUCCGUCGCUACGAUCUGGCCAGAUUUUACGGAAAGAAAGCUCGAGACAUGGGCGAAACAGCUGGCAGCGAGCAAUGGAUGCUGAACUGUCAGCAUCUGUUCCUCCGAAUAGAAAUUAGCCAGAAUUAUCGCAACGAGGCGAAGGAGGCAGCUCUCCUGGCACUGUCUAGUUCGAAAAAACUGGGCCUCAACUUCCUAGUUGACUUUUAUAAGGAUGCCAUCGGGAUCAUCGAGGAUAUGGACAUGGAAAAGCUGCUCGUGUUCGACGCAAUUGCAGCCAGGCAACAGCUGAUAUUAAAUUUAAUGCCCGACGAGAUGAAACCAGAGGUGGAUUUUCUUUGGAGGCGGAUGGACGCAGUUCCUGCCAAACGGAGGAUAUCCGUGAUGCCUGGCUGCAAACCCGUGGACCGGAAGUUCAAGCUGCCCUGCAAGAGGAAGACUAUAUUGCCCAGUCCUCCGAGGGAUCCUGA
Messenger RNA from Eufriesea mexicana, 1881 nucleotides. RefSeq names its product tetratricopeptide repeat protein 25. Lineage: Eukaryota; Metazoa; Arthropoda; Insecta; Hymenoptera; Apidae. Gene Ontology annotation, molecular function: protein binding. The record is from RefSeq and is a predicted model, not a curated record.